AUGCCGCCGGCAUCGUACGUGCUGAAACCGGCACAGGUGAAGCCGUAUGUUCGCUACUUGGCAUGCAAAGCUUUCCUCGAAGUGUCAGCUGAAGGGAUACGAAAGAAUGCAGAGCUUGCCGUUAGGAUGCAACAAGUGUAUCCUAGACAUGCACGUCUUUUUGUCGAGGAGCAUGCACGUGAGAUUCAAGAUAUCGUUAUCCCAACAUUACCACAGUUGCUCUACAACCCUGGAAAGAACCAACCCUGGGCGGGAACCAGUCUCAUCGAAUUCUUUCAUGAAACCCGCUCGGAAAUCAACAAUGUAUACAAUCCGGAGUUUCUGGCUGAGAAAGGAAACCGAGAGGAGUUCCCCUCCGGGCGAACCUUAGAAGAUCUACGAAUGGCCACCAAAGCACGCUUGUGGAAUAAACACCAACUUGAACUCGUCGAGAAAAACAGACAAUUGCAAGGGGAACCUGCUCAGGAUGCUGUGCGUACACCAGACGGAGAAUCUGCUUCCGUGAGGAAGGGUGGCCGAAAGCGGCAAAUGGAGGUAAUUCCCUUUGAUGUGAAUGACCCAGCACAUAGACAUUGGACUCCCAUUUCAUGGAUAGCCUGGAUACAUCUGGGCAUGGGAUCUGAAACACCCCACGAGAAGUUUAGUCUGCAAGCUAGUGGAGAAACGGUGCCAGCGGAGAACGUGCUGACACCUGAUUCAGUGGAUAGGCACUCCAGAAGUUGGUCUGAACAGCGGCGCAAGCGUCGUUUGGGUGAUUCAGAAUGGGGACAGCUCGAUCAACCAUUGUCCCGUGUAUUGAACGAUGUUUGCACGGUCAUGAGUGAAGUCAAAGACGCUUUAGUGGAUAUGCGUCUCGCUCGAGAAAAGGAACGCAUGGCCAGAGAAAGGGAUCGCAGGACCAGGGAACUUCGCGUUCUCUGCGAGCUUACCAAGGAUACACCUGAGUAUGCCAAGCAUCAUGCAGAGCUUGUGAAGCAUCUACUGUCGCCAUCAACAUCCUCGUCCGACUGCCUUGAAGAUGGGAGAAGACUUGAUUUUCACAGCGUGGGAGAUGAACUUGCAAGGAGAGCCGGUACUUCUGGAUCAUCAUCUCAGUGCACCGGUGCAUUGUCUCAGCGUACUCCUUUGGGAAAUCUCAACAUGUAG
Messenger RNA from Guillardia theta CCMP2712, 1146 nucleotides. RefSeq lists its product as hypothetical. The transcript has a single exon. The coding region runs from base 1 to 1146 and encodes 381 amino acids. Lineage: Eukaryota; Cryptophyceae; Pyrenomonadales; Geminigeraceae. The record is from RefSeq and is a predicted model, not a curated record.